AUGGAAAAACUAGGUAAACAACAUUGGAAAGCAAUCAAAUUGAUCUCCAUGUAUCUAAAGGGCACUUCAAGCUAUGGUAUUGUUUUCCGUGGUCAACGAAUUAAUGCUAUAGUUGCUAGAUAUGUGGAUUCAGACUAUGUUAGUGAUAUGGAUGAUAUAAGGUCUACAAUUGUAUUUGUGUUUACUCUUUGUGGGGGACCUAUAUGUUGUAAAUCAACACAUCAGUUUACCGUCGCAUUAUCAACAUCAGAAGAAAAAUAUAUGGCAGUAGCUGAAACUGUUAAAGAAGCAUUGUGGCUUAAUGGGUUGGUAAAGGAUUUGGGUAUUGAGGAAGGUAAAGUUCAAUUACUUUGUGAGAGUAAGAAUUUCAUUUCUUUAGAAAAUAAUAAGGUGUAA
Impatiens glandulifera is the source of this 396-nucleotide messenger RNA. Its product is annotated as secreted RxLR effector protein 161-like. The record is from RefSeq and is a predicted model, not a curated record. NCBI's taxonomy places the organism in Eukaryota, Viridiplantae, Streptophyta, Magnoliopsida, Ericales, Balsaminaceae. The transcript has a single exon. Bases 1 to 396 code for a protein of 131 amino acids.